Scutellospora calospora is the source of this 918-nucleotide messenger RNA. Lineage: Eukaryota; Fungi; Glomeromycota; Glomeromycetes; Diversisporales; Gigasporaceae. The record is from the annotation of a GenBank genome assembly.
AUUGCAUCCAAAAAAAUGUCUGGACCUUUACCACAGGGAUGGGAACAACGGUUUGAUGUGAAACAAAAUCGGUAUUAUUAUGUUGAUCUAGUUAAUAAGAAAACAACUUGGUAUGAUCCACGUCAACAAUCGAAUGUUAUUCAACAACCACAAAUUGUUAAGGUUAUUUCUGCUGGAAAUGGUCAAUUUCAACAACCGCAACCACGCAUCAUUAAUGUGGUUUCUGCUGGUAGUCAAUUUCGACAAGUAAUUCAGCAUCAACAAAAUACCGUAAUUACUGCUGCUUCUAAACCUAAUUACAUAACAAAUCAACAACAAAUUUAUUCUAAUAAUGUUUAUAAUGGAAUUCCUACUCAAGUAGUGUCAAGUAAUGGUGGCCAAAUUUACGUUGCACCAACGACAGGAAAUAUCGUUGUGAAUCAACAGCCAGUACAUGUUGUGAAUCAACAGCCAGUACAUGUUGUGAAUCAACAGCCAGUACAAGUUGUGAAUCAACAGCCAGUACAAGUUGUGGUAAUGCCACAAAAUAGUCAUAUGGACCAACUUAAUACUACGGGACAAGUUAAUUAUACAACUAAUUCGUCAAAUAUUAGUAUGAAUAGUAGUGGGAAUUCUCAUCAAAAUCAUAAUGGAAUUUCUCAUCAAAGUUAUUGUGCAGCUUCUCACCAAAAUUAUGAUGUAACUUCUCAUCAAAGUCAUUGUGUAACUAGUCAAAGUUAUUGUAAAACUCCUCACCAAAGUCAUGGAACUUCUCACCAUCAUAAUCAGAACAAUUAUAAUACAAAUUCACAUGAUCUGAUGAGUACACAAAGUGAGAAUUACCAAGACAACCAAUACGGCGAUUAUCAGGAUAGAUAUAAUGUUGAUGAUUCAGGAGAUGUUUAUGAUAUGAGUUCUUUAAAUAACGCCUUAAAUAAU